Molecule: messenger RNA, 1787 nt
Organism: Toxotes jaculatrix (banded archerfish)
Lineage: Eukaryota; Metazoa; Chordata; Actinopteri; Toxotidae
Product: guanine nucleotide-binding protein subunit alpha-11-like
Exons: 7
Coding region: 186-1250 (354 amino acids)
Biological process (GO): adenylate cyclase-modulating G protein-coupled receptor signaling pathway; phospholipase C-activating dopamine receptor signaling pathway; action potential
Cellular component (GO): heterotrimeric G-protein complex
Molecular function (GO): GTPase activator activity; G-protein beta/gamma-subunit complex binding; guanyl nucleotide binding
Source: RefSeq, a predicted model, not a curated record
GUGAAAUGCACCUGAACUGGAUCCCGCACGAGGAAGAAUGACUGCAGAAAGUCGCCAACCCACCUGUUCCGGGACAGAAGUUUCCCUGGCAGGGCUGAGAAAAAUCAGUAUCCAUUCAUUUUACUAAUCCCCCCGUCAUCUGUGGCGUUGCUUAACUGAAAGCAGCUGGAGAAACCCGGACAACAAUGGAGGAAUGCUGCAUGUCUGGUGACGACCUGGAGAGACUCAGGAUACACAGAGAAAUAGAGAGACAGCUACGCCGCGACAAACGAGAAUCUCACCGGGAGCUGAAGUUGCUGCUUUUAGGGACUGGUGAAAGUGGGAAGAGCACUUUCAUCAAACAGAUGAGGAUCAUCCAUGGCAGCGGAUACAGUGAAGCUGACAGGAAAGGUUUCACUCGGCUGGUGUUUCAGAACAUCGUCACAGCCAUUCAGGCACUGAUCGAAGCCAUGAAGACUCUACAGAUCGACUACAUCGAUGACCAGAACGUUAGCCACGCAGAGAAGCUGAGCAAAGUGGAGGCAGACCAGGUGUCCACUCUGGAGGUCUGGCAGGUGGAUGCCAUUAAAAGAGUGUGGAAUGACCACGGUAUUCAAAGGUGCUAUGACCGCAGGAGGGAAUUCCAGUUAUCUGACUCUGCCAAAUAUUACCUGAGUGACUUGGACAGAAUCACAGCAUCGUUUUACAUCCCAACCCUGCAGGACAUCUUGAGAGUCAGGGUCCCCACCACAGGCAUCAUAGAGUAUCCCUUUGACCUUUCAAAAGUUAUCUUCAGGAUGGUGGAUGUGGGUGGUCAGCGUUCAGAGAGGAAGAAGUGGAUUCACUGUUUUGAGAACGUCACCUCCAUCAUAUUCCUUGCGGCCCUCAGCGAAUACGAUCAAGUCCUUUAUGAGAGCGAGAAUGAUAAUCGACUGAAAGAGAGCAUCGCCUUGUUCAAGACGAUCCUCUCAUACCCUUGGUUCCAGGAGUCCUCCACCAUCCUCUUCCUGAACAAAACAGACCUGCUAAAUGAGAAAAUCUUACAUUCUCCUUUGGCAACCUACUUCCCAGCCUACAGUGGUCCUCCGGGUGAUGCUGAAUCUGCAAAAAAGUUCAUCUUGCAAAUGUACGUUGAGCAGCACAGCGGGCAUCAUAAACCCCUUUACACACACUACACCUGCGCCACGGACACCGAGAACAUCCGGGUUGUCUUCAGAGCCGUCAAAGACACGCUCUUCAGAGAUAACCUUGAAAAGUUCAACCUCGAAUGAGGGCGGUUGUAGGACCAAGAGAUGGUUUCACCUUUAGGAACAGGAAAGACAGUUACAGUCGUGUUGUAACACUUUUAUGGACAUUUUAUCUGCUAUGUGCUGUCGGCCCUCAGAUAGGUAAGGCACCUUUAUCUCAGUACUGUAAAACGCAGACAGUAUGUGCCAUUUUUUUACAACACAGUUCAUCAUAUGCAAAUGUUAAAAAAAGCAUAUUUUCUAUUGCUACAAGAGGAAAUGGACAACUGUCAGUUAAUCUUUAUACUGCACUGUUACAGACAGUUUCCCUUGCUAACAUCACUGUUUGAGAAUCGACAAAUAGUAUCAAACUGGUUUGACAAAAUCUUAUCUUGCAAAAAUGCAACCUACCCUGCCUUACAGCUCUGGAGAGAGGAAGUAAAGGAUAGCUUACAGGGAAGUAGAGUCUUAGUUUAAAUGUAUGCUAAUGAUUUUAUGUGCAGUAACAUCCAUGUAGCCUAUGAAAUUAUUUUUUUCGCUCAUUUUCACUAAAUAUAGAUAUUAAAAUCACACAUAUGUGUU